AUGACUGAACCAGAUACAAAGUCAUUGCAAAUAGUUCAUCAUUCGGAUGAUUGUCAUUCUGAUGAAGUUAUAUAUAGCGCAACAUUGGCGCAAAGUUUGCAUGAGGACCAUUCAAUUAAUUCUCAUAGGGAAUUGGUAUUUCCUUCGUCUGCUAAUGGUCCACUUUCACAAGCACUUGAUAUGGUUAGACCAGUAUCAUCAAGAGAUUUAAUAAUUCCUCCUAGUUCUCAAGAGCAAAGCAGAACUGGAUGUCUUAGCUGGUGUGUAAGAUGGUUUAGAUCUGAGAACCCACUGCAUCAUCAUACUGAUGCUGAGCAUCUGCCUUUGUUACCAAUAUAUCAAGUUCGCUCCAAUACUUCUCCGGUUAUAGGACAACGUUUCACAGGUAAUUUAAUGGAUUUAUUACAAAGAUGGCUUUUUAGGGUGGUCAGACGACAAUAUCCAAACACGUUUACAUGGAUGAUGGCAACCUUCUUAACCAUUUUUUUGAUUUCAGGGAUUUUGGGUCUUUACUACACUGGGAAUAUGACUGCGCUUGUUUCACUUGCAAAGAGUUUAGCCUGUUCUAUGUUCCGCCAAUUUCAGCCUGCUGAUGUCGCUUUACCAGCAUUCUGUAGGGGGUUGUAA
Molecule: messenger RNA, 627 nt
Organism: Candida tropicalis MYA-3404
Lineage: Eukaryota; Fungi; Ascomycota; Pichiomycetes; Serinales; Debaryomycetaceae
Exons: 1
Coding region: 1-627 (208 amino acids)
Source: RefSeq, a predicted model, not a curated record